Molecule: messenger RNA, 992 nt
Organism: Sceloporus undulatus (fence lizard)
Lineage: Eukaryota; Metazoa; Chordata; Lepidosauria; Squamata; Phrynosomatidae
Product: motor neuron and pancreas homeobox protein 1-like
Exons: 2
Coding region: 293-745 (150 amino acids)
Biological process (GO): spinal cord motor neuron cell fate specification; regulation of DNA-templated transcription; central nervous system development
Cellular component (GO): nucleus
Molecular function (GO): sequence-specific double-stranded DNA binding; DNA-binding transcription factor activity, RNA polymerase II-specific
Source: RefSeq, a predicted model, not a curated record
UCUUCACUCUAAAAAACUGAGAUUAAUUUAUUCUGCUCUGUUAUCUUCCUAGAAUGACUUGGAUGAUAAAAGUAUUUCCAAAGUUGCUAUUAAUUGGAACAUAGUAUUUGUGUUGCACAGUGGACAUCAUUCAGCCAUAAUUUCUGUCUCAGGCAAAUGUGCUUGUUUAGUAUAGUAGUGUGCAUGUAUUCUUUCUCUGGCAAAUUAUACAGCCAGUGCCUGGCAGCCUCAUCCUCCUGAGCCAAGUGUGUGACUCUUGCUUUCCCUUCCAGCUGCCCCACAGUCCAGCCUGAUGGGCAAAUGCCGUCGUCCUCGGACAGCCUUCACCAGCCAGCAACUUCUUGAGUUGGAGAACCAGUUCAAGAUCAACAAGUACUUAUCCCGGCCCAAACGCUUUGAAGUGGCCACGUCACUGAUGCUUACUGAGACACAGGUGAAGAUCUGGUUUCAGAACCGUAGGAUGAAGUGGAAGCGCAGUCGGAAGGCCAAGGAGCAGGUGAUGGGAGCUGAGGUUGAGAAACAGAGAGGGGCCAGCAAGGCCUCAGAGAAACUGCUGUCUGGAGAAGUACGAGGGCAGGAGAAUGAAGACGGGAACACUGGUGAGGAAUGUACAAGGCACAGAGCCAGCACACACUUCCCGCACCACAAAGCAGAGACUUUCAGCUACAGCCCUGAUUCCUCAGAGUCAGAAGAGGAAGAAGAAAUGCAGAGCUCCAGUCACAGGGAGCUGAACCUGCUGUUAUGAGGGAGCCACAGGCCUCAAAAGCAGAGCAACAAGAGCAUCUAAAAACCAGCUCCAGCCAAUCAAAAAGUGGUUUUCUGUUCUUGUUCUGCUAAGAGACAUUUUAAAAGACUUUUCCUGGGCUGGUGCCCUGGUAAAACUGUGACACUUAAUUUAUGUGUGUUUGAAUAUAUUUAUCUUGUAAUUGUUCUGUUAGUGUAUUGAGUGGAAACCCAUUUUGGCAUUCGCCUCAGUUUGGUAUAAAGAGAUG